Messenger RNA from Hirsutella rhossiliensis, 975 nucleotides. Its product is annotated as PIF1-like helicase domain-containing protein. The transcript is spliced from 5 exons. Gene Ontology annotation, molecular function: DNA helicase activity. Bases 1 to 975 code for a protein of 324 amino acids. The record is from RefSeq and is a predicted model, not a curated record. Gene Ontology annotation, biological process: telomere maintenance; DNA repair. NCBI's taxonomy places the organism in Eukaryota, Fungi, Ascomycota, Sordariomycetes, Hypocreales, Ophiocordycipitaceae.
AUGCUUGCUCACCCUCAUUGCGAUCCCGUCGAACUACGCAAGAUCAACGGUGUAGAGUAUGACUCGUAUGCAUCUGCCGCCGAAUUCUGUUUUGCGAACCACCAGCACCCUGAUGAUUACUAUGGCACACCUAAUGCCGAAGACCGUCGACCGGAUCCGGAUGAGUUCGAGGAAGAAUUUCACGAGCCUGACCUUCUGGAGGAGGACUGGCUUGAGCUUGCCCGCCAGCUUCCCGACUGCCCACCAAGCCAAGAGAUGGUAGAUCUCCUGGGUAGACGGGAUAUCGAUAUCCAAUACGAUUGGACACCCCACAAUCCUCUCUAUAUGGAUGUUGAAGACCUGCCUUCAGAGGCCCGCGAUACGCUCAACGCAGAGCAGCGGAUAGUUUACGAUACAAUAAAGAAGCUACGGGACGUUAGGUAUCUCGUGAUUGAUGAGAAAAGCAUGCUAGGUCUGCGUCAACUUUCGUGGAUCGACAAACGCCUCCGCCAAGUCUUUCCUGCUAGAGCAGCCGAAUUCUUUGGCGGCAUAAGCAUCAUCCUCGUUGGUGACUUCUUCCAGCUCCCGCCGAUUGCGAACAAACCCCUCUACUUUGAUGGACCACUCAAAGACCUGCACGAGGUCUCUGGCCAGAUCGCAUAUAGGGCGUUUAACCACACUGUCUUCUUGCAAAAGGUCCAGCGGCAACAGGGCGACGACCAGCGUGUGCAGGCCAAGCUAGGCCAGCGAGACGUAGAUUCGUUUGAUGCUGCUCUUCGUAUCUAUAGCAAGAAAGCUCGUGUUAGCGAGUACAACUACGAGCAUCUCGUCCGUCUCAAGCGUCCAGCAAUCCAAGUCAUGGCGAAGAACAUUGGUAACGGUGCUGACAAGGCAACGUCGGAACAAGCUGGCAACCUGGCUGGCCAGUUUCCGUAUAUGACAUCGGUUGGGCGCCUGGCGCUGAUACGCACCGUGACCCGCCAUGUGUCAUUAUGA